AUGCCGACUCACUGGGAACUGCAGGAUCCGGACGCGACUACGGAAGAUAGUGAUGAUGAUGAUCUGGGGUGCCCAAGCGUCGCCAGAGUGUCUACAAAGCGGCGUAGCCCUGUGCAACUCUCUACUACUGCUAAGGAGGACGAUCUCAUUGAUCUGUCCAAGACUGCCAGUGAAGAGGAAAGUGAUGAUGAGUUUAACAACGGGGAGGCGGCGUACAAGGAGUUUAAGAACCGCAAGACUGUCCAGCGGAAAAGAUCAGCUGCGCAAAUGCGCAAGCGCAGAAAAAUCCAAAGGGACUCCAUUGUUGGCCGCCGCAAUACUGGGACUGAAAGCCGCAAGCCAACUCACUUACCGCGAGAAUAUGGUGACCUCAGUUCCGAUGACGAGAUGAUGGAAGAGACCCUACCUGACUACUUGAAAAGACGUCGGGGCGCCUUUGAUAAAAAAAGGGAACAGCUUCUUGAGCCGGGAUUAAAGCUGCCACCCGAUUUUGACAAUGUGGGGUUCUCCGAUGAUGAACAGCUCAACUCUCUGAUAGAAAAGCCUUCAUUUUCGCAUGCGAAGCACUCACGCAAGUACGAGGAUAUCCAACUACCAUAUUCUUUGGGGUUGAUACCUGCCCCAAUUGCUCAGUGGCUUCGGGAUUACCAAGUGGAAGGUGUUAGUUUUCUUCAUGAGUUAUUUGUUUAUCAGAAAGGUGGAAUCCUUGGUGACGACAUGGGCCUAGGCAAGACGGUCCAAGUCAUCGCAUUUCUCACUGCUGCAUAUGGCAAAACUGGCGAUGAGAGGGAUGCUAAACGAAUGCGUAAGAUGCGACGAAAAAGGGAAAACUACGUGGAAUCCUCGGACGUUAAUUGGAUGAACUUGAUCGAUGGGGUUGGUGGCAUGUGGGAUGUAUACCAUGGGGAAUCUAAGGAUGCGGCUCUCAAAUCUGCAUCGGACCGGAAAUCAGAAACCGCGAAAGCUAUGAAUGAAUUGAAUGCUUUGUGCCGGAUUGGACUAACCGGAACUGCCAUUCAGAAUAAGUACGAAGAGCUAUGGACCUUACUGAACUGGACGAACCCCGGGCAAUUUGGACCUAUCUCUACCUGGAAAUCCACAAUUUGCGAACCGUUAAAAGUUGGACAGUCUCAUGAUGCUACAAUUUAUCAACUGAGCAGGGCGAGGAAGACUGCACGAAAGUUGGUGAAAAACCUUCUUCCUGCCUUCUUCUUAAGACGCAUGAAGUCUCUUAUUGCAGACCAACUGCCAAAAAAAAGUGAUAGGGUUGUCUUUUGUCCUCUUACCGAGACACAAUCUGACGCAUAUGAAAAUUUCCUGAACAGUGAUAUAAUUGAUUAUAUCAAGAACUCGUCCGACUACUGCAGCUGCGGGUCUGGGAAAAAAGCUGGAUGGUGCUGUCGGAUGUUUUUACCGCAAGGAGGGAAAUGGCAGAGCUAUGUCUUUCCUGCUAUUUCAAAUCUCCAAAAGAUCAGCAACCAUCUUGCCAUUCUAAUACCACAGCCAAUGGACCCUAAAGAUAAACAAGCAAAAGAUUUGGAAAUGCUACAAGUCGCUGUUCCUGAUCAGUGGAGGGAGCUAUAUCGCACCCGGGGCUCAAUCAUCAACUACUCUAAUCCUGAAUUCUGUGGAAAGUGGAAAGUCUUGAAAAAGCUUCUUAAAUGGUGGCAUGCGAACGGAGAUAAGGUCCUAGUCUUCUCCCACAAUGUCAGGCUACUUAAAAUGCUGCAAAUGCUCUUCAAUCACACAAGCUAUAACGUGAGCUACUUGGAUGGCUCGAUGAGCUAUGAAGACAGGUCAAACGUCGUCAACGCAUUCAACUCGGAUCCCCGGCAAUUCGUUUUCCUCAUAUCUACUAAGGCAGGUGGCGUAGGCUUAAACAUCACGUCUGCGAAUAAAGUCGUUGUUGUUGAUCCAAACUGGAACCCUGCUUAUGAUCUUCAGGCACAGGACCGUGCGUACCGAAUUGGCCAGCUUAGGGACGUGGAAGUCUUUAGGCUUGUUUCUGCGGGCACCAUUGAAGAGAUAGUAUAUGCUCGUCAAAUAUAUAAGCAGCAGCAGGCAAACAUCGGCUACAAUGCCAGUACUGAAAGACGAUACUUCAGGGGUGUUCAAGAAAAGAAAGAUCAAAAGGGAGAGAUAUUUGGCUUAGCGAAUCUCUUUGAAUACCAGAACAAUAACGUUGUUUUGAGAGACAUCGUUAAUAAAACAAACAUAGCAGAGAGCAAAGCUGGCGUGCAAGUAAUAGAUUUCGAGAUGGAGGGAGGAAAAAGUCACAGCAAUGACGAUAGGGAGGAUGACAAGCCCCAUUCUUCCACACCGGAUGAAAAUGAUGAUCUUGCAAUGAGCCAGCUCGCGGCUUUGGUUCGUGGCGAAGGAAUUGGAGAAGAAAGCAAGAAGCUUGCUCCAACUCUAAAACAUGAUCCUAUACAAGCUAUUCUCGCAGGCGCGGGUGUUGAAUAUACACAUGAGAAUACGGAGGUCGUUGGCUCUUCCAAAGUUGAAGCCCAGCUCAGUCGUCGAGCCGAGUUAGUUAACGAUGGUGAGGAAAUUGGUGAAGAACAAGUCUUUAGACCGGAAUCAAGGGAAGGAAAACCUUCUAGCAUUCUUGUCCGUGGAAAGAAUGGACAGUCCGCUACGUUUAAGUACCAUCCUCCUCCAGAGGUUAUGAAGCGCCAGUUCUGCAGCAUGGCAGCUCGGUAUGGUUUCCGCGACGUGACGGAAUUUGCGCUUACAGUCGAAGGUUUGACUCCAGCACAACGGAGAACCUGGCUAGAGAAUUGGUAUAAAGAACGCAGAGAGAAGCUGCUCGGUGGUCGAAACCUCAAGGGUUCUUAA
This is a messenger RNA of Nannizzia gypsea CBS 118893, 2838 nucleotides long. Its product is annotated as chromatin-remodeling complex ATPase chain isw-1. NCBI's taxonomy places the organism in Eukaryota, Fungi, Ascomycota, Eurotiomycetes, Onygenales, Arthrodermataceae. The transcript is spliced from 4 exons. Gene Ontology annotation, molecular function: ATP-dependent chromatin remodeler activity; ATP binding. The coding region runs from base 1 to 2838 and encodes 945 amino acids. The record is from RefSeq and is a predicted model, not a curated record.